AUGCAGGAGGGGGCCGAUUUAGGGCAACAUGUGAAUAUCUUAAAUCAGGUUGUCACGGAUUUGGCUUCACUCGAAGUCCAGAUUGAAGAUGAAGACAAGACGAUGAUUUUGCUGUGUUCGUUACCUCCUUCUUACGAACAUAUGGUGACUACCCUUACAUAUGGGAAAGAGACGAUCAAGACUGAGGAGAUUACUUCAGCAUUGUUGGCUCACAACCAGCGAAAACAGAAAUCUGGAGAGUCAUCUUCUAAAAGUGAUAGCUUAUAUGUGAAGGGUAACCAGGAUCGUGGAAGAAGACAGGGGCGGGAUAAUUUAGGAAAUCGGAAUUUGAGAUCCAAGUUGCGAGACAAAUCGCAGGGGAGGAAGACUGCGACGUGUUAUAAAUGCAAGGAAAAAGGGCACUUCAAACGGGAUUGGCCAAACUGGAAGAAACAAACUGUUGAUAUGUCAUCUAAGUCUGCGAAUGUAGUACAAAAUGAGGAAUCUGAUUGCAGUGAUGGAGAUAUGUUAUCUAUUUCGACUGCGCAGUAUGAUGAUGCUUGGAUUCUCAAUUCUGGAUGUUCAUAUCAUAUAACGCCUAACAGAGAGUGGUUUGCUACUUAUAAACCAGGUAACUCGGGUUCUGUUUUUCUUGGUGAUGAUCGAUGCUGCGGUAUUGUCGGGGAGGAUCACUACAGGGAACAUUUUCAAACUGUUGGGAAGUACAGUUGUAGGUGGAGCCCAUUCUGUGGAGUCGUGUGA
This is a messenger RNA of Striga hermonthica, 741 nucleotides long. The record is from the annotation of a GenBank genome assembly. Lineage: Eukaryota; Viridiplantae; Streptophyta; Magnoliopsida; Lamiales; Orobanchaceae.